AGCGGACGCUCGUCGCGUUCCUCCGCCCGCGCUCGCCGGGUUGCCCCCCGCGUCGAGGGUGCGCUUGGUACGGCCCGCGCCUCCUCCUUAGCUGGGGUGGUUGCCUCCCCCUCGGGUCGGCGGCGCUUGGUGCCGCCCGGGAGAACCAGGUCAUCGGUCGGUUCCCGUGAAAACAAAAACAAUCGGUGGCGCUUCGGCUGGCAGCCGAACGCGGGUAGCGGGGGCGCGGGGCCGGGUGGGACUAGCGAGCGGGAGCAGCGGCGACGCGCCGGGGUCGGGGAGCCAUGGGGCAGGCGGGCGCGGGCUUCGCCGGAGUCCCCCGGCGCCGGGGCUAGCGCGUCCGCCGCCUCGGCCGCCCGCGCCGCCCGCCUGGGGGACGAGGAGCAGGACGCGGCCUCGGCCGGGCCCGGGCCGAACGGCUGCGGACACCCGGGCGCCGGGGAGCCGAACGCCGCCGCCGCCGCCUCCGGGAUGGAUCAGUGCGUGACGGUGGAGCGCGAGCUGGAGAAGGUGCUGCACAAGUUCUCAGGCUACGGGCAGCUGUGCGAGCGCGGCCUGGAGGAGCUCAUCGACUACACGGGCGGCCUCAAGCACGAGAUCCUACAGAGCCACGGUCAAGAUGCUGAAUUAUCAGGGACUCUUUCACUUGUUUUGACACAGUGCUGUAAGAGAAUAAAGGAUACUGUUCAAAAAUUGGCCUCAGACCACAAAGACAUCCACAGCAGUGUUUCUCGGGUUGGAAAAGCCAUUGAUAAGAAUUUUGAUUCUGACAUUAGCAGUGUGGGAAUAGAUGGCUGCUGGCAGGCAGACAGCCAAAGGCUUCUCAAUGAGGUGAUGGUGGAGCACUUCUUUCGACAAGGAAUGUUGGAUGUAGCUGAGGAGCUCUGCCAGGAAUCUGGUCUUUCUGUAGACCCAAGCCAGAAAGAACCAUUUGUGGAGUUAAACCGAAUAUUAGAAGCAUUAAAAGUCCGAGUUCUGAGACCUGCUCUGGAAUGGGCGGUAUCAAACCGAGAAAUGCUCAUAGCCCAGAACAGCUCCUUGGAAUUUAAGCUACACAGACUCUAUUUUAUUAGCUUGUUAAUGGGUGGAACUACAAAUCAACGAGAGGCGUUACAAUAUGCGAAAAAUUUUCAGCCAUUUGCCCUGAAUCAUCAAAAAGACAUUCAGGUUUUGAUGGGAAGCCUCGUGUACCUGAGACAAGGGAUUGAGAACUCACCAUAUGUUCACCUCCUUGACGCAAACCAGUGGGCUGACAUCUGUGACAUCUUCACACGGGAUGCCUGUGCCCUCCUGGGGCUCUCCGUGGAGUCCCCACUCAGUGUCAGUUUCUCAGCAGGUUGUGUGGCGCUGCCCGCUUUAAUUAAUAUCAAAGCUGUGAUCGAACAGAGGCAGUGCACUGGAGUUUGGAACCAGAAAGAUGAAUUGCCUAUUGAAGUGGACCUUGGUAAAAAGUGCUGGUAUCACUCAAUAUUUGCCUGUCCUAUUCUUCGUCAGCAAACAACAGAUAACAAUCCACCCAUGAAAUUGGUCUGUGGUCAUAUUAUAUCAAGAGAUGCCCUGAAUAAAAUGUUUAAUGGUAGCAAAUUAAAAUGUCCAUAUUGUCCAAUGGAACAAAGUCCAGGGGAUGCCAAACAGAUAUUUUUCUGAAGAAAUAACUUUAGUUUGCAAUUUGUAAGUGAAACUGAAUCGAGAGAACGUUCCAUUUAAUGCAGCUAACCAAGGACUCCCAUGUUUAUAUAAGCUAAUGCUCCGGAAACUUUGCCAACAUUUUAGUGUAUACACACUGAGGGGAGUGCUCCAGAUGAAUAUUAUCAUAGGGCUUUAUUAUAUUCUUGGUCUUCAUUUCUGAUCAAGUAAAUACACCAGCAGUUGUCAUUCAAUGCAGGUUUUUGUACUUAAUUAUAUGGUGAUUUUUUUACUUUUUAAGAGCAGAAACAGAAAUUUACCUUCCUGCCAUGUGUUUAAUAUUUCUCCCGCUUUUACUUUUGUCAUUCUCCUGAUAACUGUAAGCCUUGAGGAUGUUUGUGAAAAGCUUUAUUUCCUGUUAUGUAUACAUAAUUAAAUGCAAAUUCUUCAGAAAAAGUUUGAAAAACUGAAUUGUGGUUAUGAAACUAAUUUGCAGGGGUGUUUUUGCUUAAGGAAGAGAGCUGUGAUAGAUUCCAAAUUUGCUUUCUGAUGUUUUCCCUGUUCCAGCUCUCACCAAGAAGUCAGCAGACCUGCAUCUGAGGUCUGCUUUUGUAGCCCCAGCUGGCUGCCUGUUGUAAAAUUCCAUCACCAAUUUAUUAGCAGGUUGGUGUGAGCAGUUUUCCACUAGAACAGAGUGGAAGCAGUACUAUUGUUUCUCUGCUUUUAUUGCCAAGAGGUGCUUGUUUUAAAAGAGUGUUCAAUAAAACAAAAUUGUGAAGUUAGAAGUGUUCUUAAGUUGAUAUUUGCUCUCUUGGU
Messenger RNA from Physeter macrocephalus (sperm whale), 2442 nucleotides. It is a transcript of the gene RMND5A, whose product is annotated as required for meiotic nuclear division 5 homolog A. Bases 472 to 1647 code for a protein of 391 amino acids. The record is from RefSeq and is a predicted model, not a curated record. NCBI's taxonomy places the organism in Eukaryota, Metazoa, Chordata, Mammalia, Artiodactyla, Physeteridae. Gene Ontology annotation, cellular component: nucleus; cytoplasm; GID complex. The transcript has 9 exons. Gene Ontology annotation, molecular function: ubiquitin protein ligase activity; protein binding. Gene Ontology annotation, biological process: proteasome-mediated ubiquitin-dependent protein catabolic process.